Molecule: messenger RNA, 769 nt
Organism: Arachis duranensis
Lineage: Eukaryota; Viridiplantae; Streptophyta; Magnoliopsida; Fabales; Fabaceae
Product: pyruvate kinase 1, cytosolic-like
Exons: 5
Coding region: 1-459 (152 amino acids)
Biological process (GO): glycolytic process
Cellular component (GO): cytoplasm
Molecular function (GO): potassium ion binding; magnesium ion binding; pyruvate kinase activity
Source: RefSeq, a predicted model, not a curated record
AUGCACAGACGGAAACACGAGCAAUCCACACUAACAAGUGCUGCGAAGAGAAAACUUGGGAGCUUGGAACCACUCCAUCCUUGGACUGAUUCUGAUGUUGAUCAGUUCAUUGCUGUGGAUCCUGUUCAUGGACCUGCUGUGCGAGCAGCAAUUAAGGUUAAGGCCUCUGUAAUAAUUUGCUUCACUUCAUCUGGAAGGGCCGCAAGAUUGAUUGCAAAGUAUAGGCCAACAAUGCCAGUUCUCUCUGUUGUGAUCCCCCGACUCAAGACAAAUCAGCUAAAGUGGAGCUUUAGUGGUGCCUUUGAGGCCGAGUCAACAAGUGCAACAAACGAGUGGAUUCUUAAGGUUGCCCUUGACCAUGGAAAAGCAAUGGGAAUUAUAAAGUCGCAUGAUAGAGUUGUUGUUUGCCAGAAACUUGGUGAUGCUUCUGUUGUUAAAAUUAUUGAGUUUGAAGACUAAAAGUGUUUCAUCCAGCUACAGUUUUAGCAUUAGUUUUUAGGCUUGAUUUUGAUGAUUAAAAGUUUUUGAAAGGUGCAGAUGAUUCUGCCACAAGUUGAGGUUAUCUCUGCUUGAUUUUGAUGGCUGAUUUAUAUAACUCCAUUGCAUCGGAAUGAAAAUUGCUAUAUAUUGUAAAACAUAAAAAUCAAUGGGGAUGUACCCUUGAUGCCAAUUUUUUUGGAUUAAUAUCUAUAGAGGACAAAGUUGGCAAAUGAUUUUAUUGGAUGCUGUUGUUGAACCAAUGAUUGUUAAUUUUAAUGGCUUUUAUCUA